This is a messenger RNA of Engraulis encrasicolus (European anchovy), 903 nucleotides long. RefSeq lists its product as uncharacterized. Bases 1 to 903 code for a protein of 300 amino acids. Lineage: Eukaryota; Metazoa; Chordata; Actinopteri; Clupeiformes; Engraulidae. The record is from RefSeq and is a predicted model, not a curated record. The transcript is spliced from 6 exons.
AUGCCGGGCUCCCAGCUUAAACAAUGCACCUCGUGCAUGGCACAAAUAUUUGUGGCAUGCAAGAGGUGCAAAGCCUGUGGGGCAGAGCAGCCUUUUAAGGUGGCUCUCGCUGCCAAAAAGGCGAAGGCAACAUCAGACUGGGCGGCAAAGAUGAGGCGUGGGCAUAAUGUGCCCAAGCUCAUCGACCGUGCCAGUGCGUUGAUACACCAAUUAAAUCAGGUAGGGCUUUCCCCUGUCCUCCUUUUAUGCCACCCUGGACCCCAAAGAGUAAAGGCAGACCUCCUUACCGAGAUGCAGGGCUCCACAGAAGAGGAGGUCCUGGCCCUGAAAAAGAUGAAGGACCUCUAUCGGUCCCUGGUCCUUCUGGGGAGAGGAGAGGAGGAUUGCCAAAAAGAGGCAGCAGAGGCAGAGGAGGAAGAGGUAGAGAGAGAAGAAGACGUACAAGUAGAGGAUGGGCAAGAGGAGGAGGAACGAGGAGACAGCCAUCAGGAGGAGGAGGUAGAAGAAGUAGAGGGUGGGCAAGAGGAUGAGAAGGAGGGCAAGAAGGGAAUUAGUAUGGACGAGGUAGAGGAAGGGGAAGAGGUCAUCGGCAAGGAAGGACGAGAUGAGGAGGGAAGGAAAGAGGAGGAACAGGAAGACAGCCCAAGCGAAGAAAGGGAUACCAUCAUGGAGCAGGAGGUAGUGGAGGGGACAGAGGAGGAGAACGUCAUGGAGGAGGCAGGCCUGGACAGAGACAUAGAACAGCCAUUGAAGAAGCGGAAGGAUAAAAGUGUUAAUCAAGAAGGGUGCAAAGACUGCACAUUGAAAACCGUUUUUCCAAUCCAGAGGCUCGGCAAGAGGAGAUGGAGGAAGGGGAGUGGACCGGAGAUCCUGGUCUUCUGGAGGCCAUGCGAGUCCUGGUGA